AUGUCGUCCCCCAAAAUUAUUGUGCAGAUAGCGAUCGCGGGCGCGCAGAUCCUGGGAAAGGCGUUCGUCGCAGCGGGCAGGCAGGCGAUCCAAAACGCGAAGCACCGACCACAGGCCGCGCUCGGGGGCGACGCCGCGGGCGUGCAGAACGCGACCUCGGGUUCGCACACGGACCGCCUCACGCGCGAGCACCGCAUGGCGCUCGACGAGGCGCGCCUUAUCCUCAACGUGAAGAAGGACGACCCCGCGGAGCUGCUGCACCAGCGCUACGAGCACCUCUUCAGGGCGAACUCGCCCCCGCCCCUCCCGCCAAAACCCCCAGGCUCGGGCACGGGUCGCGCACAGCCCGGGCCCGCGCACUCGCAUUAUCUCCAGUCCAAGGUCGUCCGCGCGCUGCAGCGGCUGCAGGCAGAGGCGAGCACGGGGGAGCACCCCACGCCCCCACCCCCACCACCGCCGUCGUCGAACCCUCCGCCGCCGCCGCCAUCAUAG
This is a messenger RNA of Sparassis crispa, 492 nucleotides long. Its product is annotated as Mitochondrial import inner membrane translocase subunit tim16. NCBI's taxonomy places the organism in Eukaryota, Fungi, Basidiomycota, Agaricomycetes, Polyporales, Sparassidaceae. Gene Ontology annotation, biological process: protein import into mitochondrial matrix. Gene Ontology annotation, cellular component: TIM23 mitochondrial import inner membrane translocase complex. Bases 1 to 492 code for a protein of 163 amino acids. The transcript has 4 exons. The record is from RefSeq and is a predicted model, not a curated record.